Messenger RNA from Culicoides brevitarsis, 1330 nucleotides. It is a transcript of the gene Rab39, whose product is annotated as ras-related protein Rab-39B. Gene Ontology annotation, cellular component: Golgi apparatus. NCBI's taxonomy places the organism in Eukaryota, Metazoa, Arthropoda, Insecta, Diptera, Ceratopogonidae. The record is from RefSeq and is a predicted model, not a curated record. Gene Ontology annotation, biological process: Rab protein signal transduction; vesicle-mediated transport. Gene Ontology annotation, molecular function: GTP binding; GTPase activity. The coding region runs from base 234 to 890 and encodes 218 amino acids. The transcript has 3 exons.
GAGAGAAACAACAAAAACAACCUUCGAACGAGUUUUACAAAUAAAAAUCACAAAGAAGGGUGGAAAUUAAGUUCGAGAUAAGAGAUCCUGCGUUGCGUGUCGCAGAGUAAAAAUCAACAAAAAAUCAAAAAAUUCGGGAAUUUUGCGAAUAAUCGACGGGAAUGUGUUGAAAAAAGCAACACGGAAGAAAAAUCAUCGAAAAAAAUAAUUAAAAAUUAAAAAAUUCGUAAAAAAUGGAGCCAAUUUUGUUCGACUAUCAAUUCCGUUUGAUCCUCAUCGGGGACAGCACCGUGGGGAAAUCGAGUCUUUUGAAGUAUUUUACAGACUCAAAGUUCACAGAGAUGUCCGAUCCGACAGUCGGAGUGGAUUUUUUUGCGCAUCUAAUAGAAGUCGGUGACGGUACGCGAGUCAAGCUGCAAUUAUGGGACACAGCUGGUCAAGAACGAUUUCGGUCAAUUACCAAAAGUUAUUAUCGUAACUCGAUCGGGGUGCUGCUUGUUUACGACAUCACAAAUCACGCAAGUUUUGAGCACAUUCCGUUGUGGAUGAUGGAAGCGAAGCGACACAUUGAGCCGCAUCGUCCCGUCUUUGCGCUGAUCGGAUGCAAGGCAGAUUUGGUCGCGAAUGGGGUAAGAAGGGAAGUUACCACGGAGGAGGCACGUGCCUUUGCGGAGCAACAUCAAUUGCAUUUUAUUGAGACGUCGUCGAGGACGGGCGUGAAUGUUCGUGAGGCUUUUACCGCAGUCACGCAGGAGAUUUACAACAGAAUUCAGUCGGGCGAAUAUAAAAUUGAGGAUGGUUAUGAUGGAAUUAAGCAAGGUUUCCCUCGACCCAAUAGCCUGGAAUUCAAUCUUGUGAUGGCAGAACCUGCCAAAUCUGGCUGCUGUUGAUCGGACCAAUGAACAAAAAUGACACCUACUGCUGUUCCGUGCACGCUUUUUGUCUCGAAGAACAUCGGUAGCUCGUAGCUCGUUGGAAUCUAAUAGACUGUGCCCAAACGAAGAUGUGAAUAAUUUUUUUCUAGUAGAUUUUAGUUGAAUUCUGUCUCUUUAUGUAAAAAAAAAUAUUUUUAAAAAAUUUUUCCAAGAUGUUUCCCCUCCCCUAACCGAUAGAAUUUACCAAAAGUGUUGGAUAUUUAUAAUUUUAUGAAUUUAUAAAAUUAAAUAAAAUUAAUUUUAGUUGGAUGGUGCAUAAAAAUAUACAAAAUAACCAAAAAAACGUAAAUUUUGUAAUUAAUUAGUGUCAUUAAUAUCAAAUUAUUUGAUAAAAAAUUAUAAUUUACCCCGAAAUUAAAAAAAGUCCACAUUUUAUGUAGUAAGUACCUAAAUUU